AUGAGUGCAGCGGAGAUGAAGAUGUUGAGGCGGAUGUAUGAAAAGACCAGGAGAGAUAGAGUUAUUGUUGUUGUUGUUGUCUCUCAGUAUGGAAGGAUUUUGGAUAUUGUUGCGUUGAAGACACCAAAGCUUCGAGGUCAAGCAUGGGUUGCAUUUGCUGAAGUUACAGUUGCUAGUAAUGCAGUGCGUCAAAUGCAAAACUUUCCAUUUAAUGACAAGCCCAUGCGGAUACAAUAUGCAAAAGCAAUGUCAGAUUGCAUUGCAAGGCAGAUGCCUGGGAAGCAGCAAGGCCUAGCUGGUAUUGCUUUUGUAGAGUUUGAAGAUGAUGUGCAGUCGUCGAUUGCCAUGCAGGCCCUUCAGGGCUUCAAGAUUACUCCCCAAAACCCCAUGGCCAUCAAUAUUAUGCCGAGAAAUAAUUAAAUUUAGUGGUAUGUGUCCUAAAUUUUCUGAGAAAUGUGAUGGUUAUGGGAGCCAUGUGCACACUGUAAGUCUGUAACCAUAUGAAUCUUCAACACAAUUAAAUUAAAAAAUGGU
Molecule: messenger RNA, 534 nt
Organism: Telopea speciosissima
Lineage: Eukaryota; Viridiplantae; Streptophyta; Magnoliopsida; Proteales; Proteaceae
Product: U2 small nuclear ribonucleoprotein B''-like
Exons: 3
Coding region: 1-420 (139 amino acids)
Molecular function (GO): RNA binding
Source: RefSeq, a predicted model, not a curated record